This is a messenger RNA of Naumovozyma dairenensis CBS 421, 3546 nucleotides long. RefSeq names its product GTPase-activating protein RGA1 (gene RGA1). The record is from RefSeq and is a predicted model, not a curated record. Gene Ontology annotation, biological process: signal transduction; regulation of GTPase activity. Lineage: Eukaryota; Fungi; Ascomycota; Saccharomycetes; Saccharomycetales; Saccharomycetaceae. The coding region runs from base 1 to 3546 and encodes 1181 amino acids. The transcript has a single exon. Gene Ontology annotation, cellular component: cytoplasm.
AUGAAUGAAACAGAACCUAAUCUUCCUUCCAAACCAUCACCGUUACUACCCACAUGUGUACGAUGCAAAGACUCUAUUACUACUGGUCAUGCUUAUGAAUUAGGUGAUGAUAAAUGGCAUACACAUUGCUUUUCAUGCUAUAAAUGUGAUAAACUAUUAAGUUGUGAUUCUGAUUUCUUAGUACUCGGUACAGGUGCUUUAAUUUGUUUUGAUUGUUCUGAUUCUUGUAAAAAUUGUGGGAAAAAAAUUGAUGAUUUGGCUAUCAUCUUAUCAUCCUCUAAUGAAGCUUAUUGUUCUGAUUGUUUUAAAUGUUGCAAAUGUGGUGAAAAUAUUACGGAUUUAAGAUAUGCAAAGACUAAAAGAGGUCUUUUCUGUUUAAAUUGUCAUGAAAAAUUAUUAGCAAAAAGGAAAAAAUAUGAAGAAUCAAAAAGAUUAGAAAGGAAAAGUUUACCAAAUAUUCCUCAAGUUGAAAAUAAUAAUAGUGCUAAGUCCUCUUCAAAAGAUACAAAAUUACUUUCCACGCAACAACAAACACAAACACAAACACAAACACAAACACCAAUUACUUUAUCUGCAUUUGCUAUUCCAGAAAGAGCUUCAAACAGACCCAUUUCACCAAGUAGAACUCCUAAUUCAAGAUCACAUUCAAGAAAUAACUCAACAUCACGUUCGAGAAAUGAUAACUCACGAUCACAAUCUCAAGCUUUAAAUCAAACUAUCUCAUUGCCAGAAUCUAACGAUAUAUCUACAUUAUUGAAAUCAACAUCAGAAAGUAUAGUGGCACAAUAUUUAGAGAAUGAAGAGGAUGAUGCUAGCAGUAUUGACGAUGAAAGGAACCCUCAAAGUAGUAAUGAAAAGAAUAACGCUACGAAUACAAAUUAUACAACCUCCAAACAUGCAAGGAACAUAUCCAUUGAUGAUAUAUUGAACUCAACGUUAGAGAAUGACGAAUAUAUCGAUGAUGGUGAUACAGGAAGUAUAGAAAAUAAUAAUAACAUAAAUCUACCAGUACAUUUAGAAUUAAAUGACAAUACUAAGAAUAAUAAAGAAAUCAAUAAUCAAAAGCAAUCAUUAAAUAGGACACCUCUGAGAAAUAAGUCAAAUGAAAUCGGUUUGUUGAAAUCUCCAAAAUCUUAUAGACGAGGUAUGAUCCUCAGUGAUAAUGAAGAUGAGGAUGAAAGUGAGAAUGAGAAUCGUGAUAAUGAAUCGACUACUGAGAAAGAUACUGAUUUCAAUGUAAGUGAAUCAACAUUACCAACAAGUAAAUCCUUUAAAGAUUCAAAAGAAUUACAUUCCUCUUCCACACUAGAUGCACCUAUAAUAUUCUCCAAAACCAAUCCUAACAAUAGUCCUUUACCAACUAAUAAAGGGUUAGCUUUAAACUUAAAUCCAUCACCUCGUGCUUCAAUACCUUCAAAUAUCGAGAGAGUUUCAAAUGACUCAUAUUCAUUAGAUAAAUCAAAGAUCACAGAUCAACAAAUUUCAUCAUCAACAAAAGGCAAUGGCAUAACAUCACAACAAUCUCAAAGCACUCGUAAUAAUAAAGAAUAUCAUCAUAAAUCUUCCCUGGGUAGAUCACUUUCGCUUAAAUCGAAAAGUCUUGUUCAAAAUUUAAAAUCAAAAACUAGUACCAGCAAGCAUUCUUCUCCUGGUCCCUUCAGUUUACAUCACUCUCAAAGUACCAAUUCCUCCUUUCCACAAGUAUCUAACAAAGGAAACUCAAUGGUAUCUUCUGAAACACAUACGGGUUGGGGUAUCAAUUCAAGAUCUAAUACCAAUAAUAACUCAAAUUCUACACCCAGACGUAAAACUUCAAGAGGUUAUAGUGAUACAUCAACAUACUCUUCAAUACAAAAGCAAUCUAUAUUGGAAGUAAACGAUGAUAUCCCACCCGAGUCUACAUACAGUUAUUCUACCACGAGCAAUAGAAGUCUAAGCCAUAAGAGAACAAAAAGUGGCACUACACCAACUCCAAUACACUUUUCUCCAAUGGGUAAUCUUAAAAAUAAUCCAGGUGCAGUCUCUGUAUAUACAACACCACCCUUGGAUAAUGAUGCCCCGACAUUUAGAAAAUUAGAUGAUCAAUCAUCUGCUUUAUUGACUCAUAGAAAAACAUUAAGUUGGCAAUUACAAAAUCAAAGAAAUCCACAAAAUUUACCAAUAUCAUUAGGAAAUAAUAAUGACGAUAUUUCAAAAUCAAAAUUAAUAUCACUAUCUCCAAAUUAUGACGUGAAUGACAUCGUUGGAGAUAUAAAUAUGACACGUGAAGAUAAUCUGGAACAAGAAGUCGCUACUUCGAUCGUUCCCACAGAGAUCGACGAUCUUAUAACAGGUUCUGAAUUUUUAUUAAGAAAACUGAAAUUAGAUAUAAAAGAAUUAGAAUUAAAGAAACAAAAAUUAAUAACUGAAAUUGAUUCCAUGCAAGCAACCAAGAAUGAUUUGGCUGAGACAAUAGAAUCAUUAAGAAAAGAGAAAAAUGAAUUGGGGUCAACAGAAUCCCUUGAUAGACCUUCAAUGAAAUUAAAAACUACAGAAUCGUUAUCUGAUUUGGGAUCACCUUCAAAACAAGUAGCAACAGUGAACGUUGUAAAACCAGUAUCAAAACCUAGAUUUUGGAAAUUUUUCUCUUCAUCCUCAUCUUCUGCAUCGACUCCAUCAAAUCAAUCAUCCAAACAACAAAUUCCUAGCUCAGCUUCAUCAAAUCAACUAUUUAAUAUUAAUAUGGGUCCUACUACAACAUUAUCUUAUAACAAUGAUAACAAUUCUGGUAAUGGUCAUAUUGAAAUUUCACCACCAUUCUUAAGAAAUGCCAACGAAAUUAGUGAUAUGAAUUUGAUACCGUUAAAUUCAGACACACGUGGGAAAUCAAAUCAAUCAACUGUAGAAUCUGAACCACCAUCUUCCCUGUACGGAUCUACUCUUGUGGAUAGAUGUCAAUACGAACAAAAGCAAUUCCCAUUUGUAAUCACUACUUGUUUGGCUGAAAUAGAAAGUACUGAAGAAAAUUUGAAAACAGAAGGGUUAUAUAGAAAAUCAGGAUCUCAGUUAGUCAUUGAAGAGAUUGAAAAUGAAUUCGCAAAUGGUACAUUCCAUUCCUUUGAUUUGACAACGUAUGAUAUUCAUGUUGUGACAAGUAUUCUUAAGAGAUAUCUACGAAAGUUAUAUAAUCCCCUUUUAACUUUCGAAAUUUAUGAAUCAUUAAUAGCAUUAGUAAGAGAUAAUCAAUUGGUGACUACAUUACCCUUAUCUGACGCAGAACAUAUAGAAACUCAACAAUUAUUUGAGAAAGUUUUGGAAGUAUUAGGUAAUAUAUUAAAGACAUUACCAAAACAGCAUUUAGAUUUAUUGAAGUUAUUAUCAAGACAUGUUAAUUUGAUUACACAUUUCUCCGAAUGGAAUUUAAUGAAUAUGAAUAAUUUAGCGUUAGUUUUCGCUCCUGGAUUAAUUAGAGAUCUUACUGGUGAGAAGGAUAUUUCCGACAUAAAAGAAAGAAACUAUAUUGUUGGAUUUAUUUUCAACAAUUACAAGGAGCUACUAAGACAUUAG